Molecule: messenger RNA, 621 nt
Organism: Nicotiana attenuata
Lineage: Eukaryota; Viridiplantae; Streptophyta; Magnoliopsida; Solanales; Solanaceae
Product: germin-like protein 9-3
Exons: 1
Coding region: 1-621 (206 amino acids)
Cellular component (GO): cell wall
Molecular function (GO): manganese ion binding
Source: RefSeq, a predicted model, not a curated record
AUGGAAUCAAAAACUUCAAGCUGUAUAGUUCUGUUAACUCUAGCAAUAUCACUAGUCAUUUUCCAAAUGGCAUCAGCUGGCGACCCGGAUAUCCUAACAGACUUUGUGCUGCCACUGGAGGUUCCAUCAGUUGAUCCGUCUUACUUCACCUUCUCGGGCCUGAGGAGACUCAUCGGAGCUCCACCGCCUGAAAAAUUCAAGGCGACAAAGGCAAGCAUGGCCGAGUUUCCAGCCCUGAACGGACAAAGUGUUUCCUAUGCAAUCCUGCAGUAUCCUGCUGGAUCUGUCAAUCCUGUCCACACUCAUCCACAAGCAGCCGAGCUACUUUUCCUCAUGUCGGGCACACUGCAAGUUGGAUUCAUCGAUACCACGAACAAGUUCUUCAAUCAAACGUUGCAAACUGGAGAUGUUUUCGUGUUUCCUAAGGGGUUAGUUCAUUUCCAGUACAAUGCUGAUACUAACAAUUGUGCUUGGGCUAUAUCUGCCUUUGGAAGUGCAAAUGCAGGCACUGUUUCUGUUCCUAACUCUGUGUUCAAUACCAGCAUUCCUGAUAACAUUUUGGCUAAGUCAUUCAAGACUGAUAUCAUCACCAUUCAGAAACUCAAGGCAGGUCUAGCCUGA